GCAGACGGAGUUAGACGGACGGAGUGUCAACUAGCGCUAUAUAGAGCUAGCAGCAACAGAAAACGAGUAUGGCGACGUGGGUAAGCGAAAAAUUUGAAGAGCCUAAAAAUGCCGACGAUAUUGAGGAGAAUUUCAACAACAUACUUGUGACUCACGACCUGCAGGAUUGCCUCGAUGACAGUCUCGAUUUACCCAGUUUCGUUAAAAUCUACGGCCAGUCCGCCGAAUUUGACUACGAAAAGUACUCUGACGAAGAUCCCCUCUACAAUGAGACUCUACACGAUGAAAACACAGGAUAUAUUCACCAUACAAUCAGUUCUGAUGAAAUCUACAUGCGGAUACAUCCAGGAAACAAUAACUCUAUGCCUGAAGAUCCAUCUCAUGCUGUAAUUACAAUUGAAUCUACAGAUCCAGAUACUAAUCAAAAACACAUCAGUCGAUAUAAUUGUGAAUAUGAUGGGUGCUCACGUACUUACAGUACAGUUGGUAAUUUAAGAACACAUAUGAAAACACAUAAAGGGGAGUAUCGAUUUAAAUGUUCAGAACCAAGCUGUGGAAAAGCAUUUUUAACUUCAUACAGUUUAAAAAUUCACAUUAGAGUACACACAAAAGUUAAACCAUUUGAAUGUAAUCACAAUGGGUGCGAGAAAGCAUUUAAUACCUUAUACAGACUAAGAGCUCAUCAAAGACUUCACAGUGGUAAUACUUUCAACUGCGAAGAAACAGGAUGUGUAAAAUUCUUUACAACACUUAGUGAUCUCAAGAAACAUAUACGCACUCACACUCAAGAAAGACCAUACAAGUGCAGAGAAAAAGGUUGUGGAAAAGCAUUUACUGCUUCUCACCAUUUGAAAACUCAUAAAAGAACACAUACUGGUGAACGUCCGUAUAUUUGCACACAUGGUCAUUGUAAAAGAUCAUUUACCACACCUCACAGCUUGAAAAGUCACUUAAAAACUCAUAAAAAAACGUCUUCAACAUCAGAUGAUAAUAAAAAUGAGGAUAAUUCAAACAGCGGGGGAAAAGAAAGUCAUGGGAAGGUAGAAACUAUUUCUGAAAACAAUGGAAAUGAUAAUUUAGAGCCGGUGUUACAUGAAGUUCCUGUUGCAAUAGUACUUUAUUCUCCUUAUGAAUCCUCACCUACAAUGCAAACCAAUGAUAAUAUUACAAAUAUUCAAGUACAGAAUAUUAUCAACAAUAAUGAUAAUUCAGUAAUUAACAUUUUACAUCAACAAGAAUCUAACCCCUUAAGUAUUUAUAAUGAUUCGAAUACUAAACAGAACAAAAAUAAUGAUACUUCUAUGAAUAGUUUUGAUACUGAUUUAGACUAUAAUCAUAUAAAAUUAUUUAAUAAUAUUCAAAACAAUUGCCAUGAGACUAAUCAGAUACUUAAUGAAAAUAAUGAUUCGAUUUUACAAAGCCAAAAUGUUGUUUUGGAUCAUUUAAAUGUUUGUACUUCAAAUACACAGCAAGCUAAUCUUACAGAUAACUUAAAAAAUCAAACAAUUUCAAUGACCAAAGCCGAUAACUAUUUAGAUAAACCAAUGAUAAAUUUAAUGAAUACAACAUUGAAUAAUUGUGAGAAUACUAUUUUGUAUGAUCCAUUAUCUAGUCAGAUACCGCCAGUCUUAAAUAUUGCAGAUAAUAUUAGUAAAAUAUCUUUGGAGAAUAAUACAGCUCUUGGAAAUGGAACAUCUAUUCAAAAUGUGUCACAUACAAUAGCAACUGAUUCAGUAAUUAGUAAUGAAUCGCACGCUUUAGAAUUAGCAUUAGCAUCCGAAGAAGAAAGACAAUCGCCAUGGAUUGAUAUCAAUUCAUUAACAAGUGAAUUAACAGAAAAAAUAGUAGCUCCUGCAACGAUACCAGCUAUUCGAACAGAGUCUACAUGGACAGAAACAAAUGCUUUACCAACAGCUGUUCACUCAUUAGUAAAUUUACUUGGACCAGAACCAUAUCCAUUAGAACUGAAAAAUGGGCUUCAAAAUCCACCUGUGCUAGAAACAGUUAAUUUGGUAGAUACAGAAAACCUUACUGAUGGAAAUGCUGAGAUUAUAAUGAAUUAUGCCGAAUAUCAGAAGAGUUACUGUUCACAAGGUCAACCAGAUAGAAUUGAACCAUCAAGAAAUAUAUUGCAUGAAAUUACAGCUGAUGCUGGAAUAUGCAGAUGCUCUAAUUGCAAAUGUGAUAGUGAAGGAAAUAACUGUCAGAGCUGUCCUGGUACUUCCAGUAGAGAUCAAGAGAAAAUACAAGAAAUUAAGAAAAAUGAAUCAAAGCAAUUAAAGGUAACAGACAUAGUUUCAUCUUUUAAAAGCAAAUGUUGUUGUGAUAGCCAGAAUAGUUGCGGAUCGUGCUGUGUUGUCAUUUGUAUAAAAACUUUACGGGAAUUGCAAGAAGUAUUCAAUACAUGUUGCAAAAAAACAAGCGCCAAUAGUACAGGAUGCUGUAAGAGUAGUUCUAUAAACAAACCAAGUAUGUUAAUUUCACCUUCAUUAAUGAGUCAGAUAGCAGGCAAUCAGUGAAGAACAAACUAGUCUGUAACAGAAUUGUUACUUUGCACUAAAUAUUAAGUGCACAUUGUGUGCAAAAAAGUAUAAAACUUCGUUUUCAUAGAGAACUGAGAGCUUUGAAUCCUUUACAGGAUAUUUUAUUUUUUUUAAUUAUAUUAAGCAUUAAUAUAUAAAGCAAUAUUAAUGUAACUUUUAUUUAUGCAAUAACUACAUUUAAAUCAACUAAUAGAAGUAUUUGUUGUUUGCGAAAAAAUAAUCAUUAAUGUGUUUUAUAUUAUAAUGAUACUUGUUAUAUCAAGUAAAUAGUUAAACUAUAUGAUGUUUUACCAAAUAUUCUUAGUCUUAAAAAUGUUGACUGGAAAAACUCUUAAUUUAAAUUGUUUAUCUACGGUGAUGAAGUGCCAAAGGCUAAGGAUUUGAUUUCAUUUUUACAGAAAUCAAAUAUAUUUUUUUCACUUGUUAUAUGGCACUAUAUAGUGCUUAAAGUUUUUCAUUGAAUGAAAUGUGCAAUUCUAAUUUCAUAAAAAAACUUAAUGUUUGUAAAAAAAGUUAUCUUAUAUACAUGUUUAUAAUCGUGUUUGUUGAUACAAUAUAACAGCCUGAAUGAUUUUCUAUUUUUAAUAAACGUUAUUAAAUCUAAAUGUUAGAUUUACAUAUGAAAAGUGUUCAGACAUAAUAUAACUUGCUUUAACAUGUCUAAUAAAUAC
Messenger RNA from Phymastichus coffea, 3214 nucleotides. RefSeq names its product zinc finger protein GLI1-like. Gene Ontology annotation, biological process: regulation of transcription by RNA polymerase II. The transcript is spliced from 5 exons. Bases 69 to 2519 code for a protein of 816 amino acids. Gene Ontology annotation, molecular function: DNA-binding transcription factor activity, RNA polymerase II-specific; RNA polymerase II cis-regulatory region sequence-specific DNA binding. Gene Ontology annotation, cellular component: nucleus. The record is from RefSeq and is a predicted model, not a curated record. Lineage: Eukaryota; Metazoa; Arthropoda; Insecta; Hymenoptera; Eulophidae.